This is a messenger RNA of Chinchilla lanigera (long-tailed chinchilla), 2836 nucleotides long. RefSeq names its product tropomodulin 1 (gene Tmod1). Gene Ontology annotation, cellular component: myofibril; striated muscle thin filament. The coding region runs from base 138 to 1217 and encodes 359 amino acids. The transcript is spliced from 10 exons. Gene Ontology annotation, biological process: pointed-end actin filament capping; muscle contraction; myofibril assembly. The record is from RefSeq and is a predicted model, not a curated record. Gene Ontology annotation, molecular function: tropomyosin binding. Lineage: Eukaryota; Metazoa; Chordata; Mammalia; Rodentia; Chinchillidae.
GGGAGCUCGUCCAGCCCCGCUCCGCUCGCUCGCCCGUCGCCCGCGCUGUCCCUGCCGCCAACCGCGCCGGCCCCCGCUCUGCGCCCGGGUCAUCGAUCAGCACAGAAACUCAGAAGACAAAGAUAAGUCCUUCCACAAUGUCCUACAGACGAGAGCUAGAGAAGUACCGUGACCUGGAUGAAGAUGAAAUCCUGGGAGCCCUCACAGAAGAAGAGCUCAGGACUCUGGAAAAUGAGCUGGAUGAGUUGGACCCUGAUAAUGCACUGCUGCCUGCAGGCCUGAGGCAGAAGGAUCAGACCACCAAGGCGCCCACAGGCCCCUUUAAAAGGGAGGAGCUCUUGGAUCACUUGGAAAAGCAAGCAAAGGAGUUUAAGGACCGAGAAGACCUGGUCCCCUACACAGGGGAGAAACGAGGAAAAAUCUGGGUCCCUAAGCAGAAGCCAAUGGAUCCUGUGCUGGAAACUGUCACACUAGAGCCGGAGCUGGAGGAGGCCUUGGCAAAUGCCUCAGAUGCAGAACUCUGUGACAUCGCAGCUAUUCUGGGCAUGCACACGCUCAUGAGCAACCAGCAGUACUACCAGGCCUUGGGCAGCAGCUCCAUCGUGAACAAGGAAGGACUCAACAGUGUGAUUAAACCUACACAGUACAAGCCUGUGCCUGAUGAGGAACCAAAUUCAACAGAUGUAGAAGAAACACUGGAGCGGAUAAAGAACAAUGACCCGGAUCUUGAAGAAGUUAACCUCAAUAAUAUCCGGAAUAUCCCCAUCCCCACCCUUAAGGCAUAUGCAGAAGCCCUGAAAGAAAAUUCCUAUGUGAAGAAAUUCAGCAUCGUUGGGACACGGAGCAAUGACCCUGUGGCGUUUGCCCUUGCUGAAAUGCUCAAGGUGAACAAGGUGCUGAAGACACUGAAUGUGGAAUCCAACUUCAUUUCCGGAGCUGGGAUCCUGCGCCUGGUGGAAGCCCUUCCGCACAACACAUCCUUGGUGGAACUGAAAAUCGAUAACCAGAGCCAGCCCCUGGGCAACAAAGUAGAAAUGGAGAUCGUGAGCAUGCUGGAGAAAAACGCAACACUUCUCAAAUUUGGCUACCACUUUACCCAGCAGGGACCCCGGCUGCGAGCAUCCAAUGCCAUGAUGAAUAACAAUGACCUUGUGAGGAAGAGGAGGCUUGCAGACUUGACGGGGCCCAUCAUUCCCAAAUGCCGCAGUGGCGUCUAGUGUGUGGCGGUGAAGACCAUGCCUUUGAACUGGACAUGUUCUACUGACCAUCUGUGCUCUGCAGUGGAGACCAGGAGGCAAAAUGCUGGCACAAAUCUUUUGUGGUUCAGUUCUUAUGCACUAAGGUUUUAGGUUAAAUAGUGGUUGUAGUUGAAAAUUUUAUAAAAUAUGGGUAAUGUGAAGUUUUUCUUUAGUCAUAGAAGUUCAGUAUGGUUAUUAAAAACAAAGAAGCCCUCAAACUGGCAGAUCCUCCUGCAGAUGAUGUGACAGCAGCAGUGACUUAACCCCAGAAACCCUGAUUGGUGGCCUUGCUGUGCGGUGUUUCAAGUAAUGUAUAACACAACAUGGCACACAUAAACAGCACGCUCUUUGACUAGUUUGGGAAGUAUUAUAAAACACUUUAUUACAAAUUUGAUCUUAGCUAUUUAGCAAAAAAGAACAACGAAUCACUCUUCACUUACCCUCCUUUAAAUUUUAAGAACCUCAAGAUUAAAGUUGCCAAAUUGGUUACUGAAUCAAAACCACAAUUUUACCCCCAAGAAAGACAGACAGACUGAAGUCAUAGACUGCUAGAAAUCAAAAAACAAGAUUCCUUUUGCUGGAUAUGGGGAAAAUGGUAGAAAAAGGCAACAAUGAAAUUUCAAGACUCAAAAAUCACCCUAGACAACAAACAUAUUCCUCAGUGUUUUUUACGAACAUCUGUGAUGUAUUUAUAAUUGAACACUGGAGUCAGAAAGACAGUUUCCCUGAUGAAUGGAUGUGAAAGCCUGUGGCCAAAUGCUUGCUGCAUGGCGGGGAAAUGGCUUUGGUGAGGCCACUGCAAGGGUGAGUUUCUAGUCCAUUGUGGCUAUGGUAUUUGGCAUGGCCAAGCUUACAAACUUCAACGUCCUGUCUCGUCACUUACUAGACAAAUCAAUGCUGAUCUUAGGCCUGCAAAUGAAGUACCUGAAGGACAAUAAUGCAAAAAAUCUAGGUAUUAAAAAAUGAGGGGGGCUGGGGAUUUAGCUCAGCGGCAAAGCGCCUGCCUGGCAAGUGCAAGGUCGUGAGUUCGAUUCCUGGUACCAGAAGAAAAACAAAACAAAACAAAACAACAACAACAAAAAAGACAUUAGGAAAUCCUGGUGAAAUUACCUAAAGAUGACUAUUCUAAAAAUGUAAUUUUGGUGUUUCUACUGAAUCCCUUUUUAACACCAUACACAUCAUUUGGCAGCCAGCAAAAAUGUCAAGCCACACUACCCUUGUGCCUUUUAAUAUACCACGGUGCCAGUUUAACUAAUAUUUUUGUUUGCUGCUUUGGGCAGUUACUUUUAUUAGGGAUUCAGCAGAUCGUAUGGUAACAGACAAGGCCAAAGAGUGGAUGAGCACAGAUUAUGAGGCUUCUGAUGAAAAACGCAAAGUCUUGCACACUGAACUAUAAUGAUAUAGACAGUACAGGGUAACUAGAGGUGGAGCCAGGGCCUUACCACUAUGAAGAGUGUCUACUGAGGCUGCAAAUGGGCCCAGAAGUGGCACCACGCUGCAGGGUGGCCAUCCCCACUUGGCUUCUCCUUGAAACACAAUUGCAGCUGCAUUCUGCAUCACUGGAAACUGCGACAUUAUAUUAAAUCUGUUGGUCUAUG